Mangifera indica (mango) is the source of this 1443-nucleotide messenger RNA. RefSeq names its product U11/U12 small nuclear ribonucleoprotein 25 kDa protein-like. Gene Ontology annotation, biological process: mRNA splicing, via spliceosome. The record is from RefSeq and is a predicted model, not a curated record. The transcript has 5 exons. Lineage: Eukaryota; Viridiplantae; Streptophyta; Magnoliopsida; Sapindales; Anacardiaceae. The coding region runs from base 392 to 1192 and encodes 266 amino acids. Gene Ontology annotation, cellular component: U12-type spliceosomal complex.
UUUUAUUUGGGAGGCCAAAUUUUACUAAUAAUUCAAAAUAUCUAUUUAUACGAUGAUGACUGUAACUCCAAAACGUUUAAAAUUAUUAUCCACGACUUUCGUCCUUGGUAUUGUAAAAUUUACUUAAUUUGUCAAUUUAGAGAGAGAUUGAAUUUUUCUUAUUAAUAUUAGUCUGUAAUUAAUUCAAAUUUGGGCGAAACCGUUGGAGCCCCCCAAAACUAAGAAGAGAACAAACGAAAGCAUUCGUACCAAAAAAACUCUCAAUUCGCUCUCUAUUCACAGAAUCUCCUCCCACACAAACACAAAGGUUCAUAUUUGCUCUAAUGAAAGCCCAAGCCCUAGCUCCAUUUUUUACUUUCUCUUGGGUUCCCUCUUUUUAAGCUUUUACAAUAUGUUGAGGAUUGCAAUGGAUGAGUUUUCUCCCAGGUUUUCUGUUGAUUCGCCGCGUAAAUCUGGUCCAUUGUCUCUCAUAAUCGAUGGAAUUUCUCGUAAAAGUUUUUCUUACUAUAAACUUCCUGACGAGCCUCUCAAGCUUUCUGUUCGCAAAUUGGACGGCUCUUGCUUCGACAUUGAAGUUAUGAAGACAGCUACAAUUGCAGAACUUAAGAAGGCGGUGGAGGCUGUAUUCAGUCACUUGCCAAAAAAGGGACCUGGCAAGAUUUCAUGGCCGCAUGUUUGGGGACAUUUCUGCUUAUGCUUUGAAAAUCAGAAGUUAUUAACAGAUACGGAUCAUAUAAAAUAUUUUGGCAUUAAAGAUGGUGAUCAGCUUUACUUUACCCGCCAUCUCUCAAGCAGCUGUAAUAUGGUAAAGGUAAAAUCUAAGAAAGAUGAAUCUACUUCAAAACAACAAAAUACAUCAACUUCACGGUCAAAUUGCUGUAAAGCAAAAGAACAAGAACAACUGAAAGAAAAGGUUGACUAUGAUUGGGAUGAUAUGGAGAACGGAAGGUACCGGCACAUUGACAACAAGGAUGAGACCUUUACCGGGCAGAAUGAAUCGAGACUGGCAAAUUUUGUGAGGGGGUGGUUCUCAUUCUCCAGAUUGGUGAGCCUGGGACAGAAAAGCAAGUCUUAUCCAUCAAGAUAUGCUUGUGGUUGCGGUGCCUUGUCACCCUUGUGCAGUUUCAGAAAAAUUAUACAACUUUUUGAUAGUAACAACUAUUACCGAAGAGUAAAAAAUAGAGAGGAUUAGUGAUUGUCUAAAUGCAUCAUUGGUGCCGUUUGCCUGAGUUGGCUUUUGGUUGUGAACUUUGGGAUUCCACCUGCGCGGCAUUCUUCCUCAAAAUGCAUAUUUCAUCUCUAUAACGAGUGCUGCAGUAAAAAGUUUCAUUCAGUUCAUUUUUUCUGAAUCUGAGUUCAGUAUUCAUGUUCAUUGCCUCAAGUCCAACUCAAUUUUCUUUUUUUUCUUUCCCCUUAAUAAGAUGAAAAUUUAUCCCAGUCCAA